ACCCUUCGUCUGAACUGAUAGUCUCCAACCAACAUCUCCCCAUCAAGUGACUGCAUUUUUUUACUUUGUGUACAAAUCUACCUUCCCCUUAAAGGCGUCAGUGCUAUUUUUCUCAACUAUUCCCCACGGUAGUGAAUUACACUCAGGUGAGAGCAUUCCAAGCUAAGUCUAUAAUUAUCGUUCCACCGUGAAUCAUCGGGAAAUCAAGGCAGGUUGUAACAUUUGGACAGAGUAACCGCUGUGAGCUGCUGCCUGUAUCUGUGGUCAAUAGCACUGGCGUGGAGCCAAAUGAAAGUUUCCUGUUGCUUCCUCUGUUUUUAAGUAACCCAUUGCGCAAGACGAGUCUCGGCGGAGUUUAUCCGCGUUAGUUGAAGGUAGUCCCACGUGUAAACGUUUCGACUGAUUUCCCGGAGCCCAACUCGAAAGCACCUUUUUUGUUUGAUAGAAAAAGAUGAUGGGUUCUUUCCUCCAAUCCCUGCAAGAUCCUCGCCUUGUGGCCAGUUUCCAGAGGCGCUGUGGUUUAUUUCUUCAGGCUGAAGACGGAGCUUCUGCCAGUUCUAGCAACUCCUGCGGCAACGGAGCUGCGAGUCAGGGGUCCGUGGAGAAUGACAGAGUUAUCCGGACAAGUGUAUGCGCUAAUGGAUACGGGAGGAAUAAGGCUGGCGAGUCACCACAGCACCUCCAGGCACAGGAGAGGAGGGAGCAUCCUCAAGUAAAUGGAUCCUCAUCAAAGGAAAAGCCAGGAUAUGUAGUGAAGAACUUUUUCUUUUACUACUUGUUCCGAUUUGCUGCUGCAUUGGGCCAGGAGAUCUUUUACAUCACAUUCCUCCCAUUCACCUACUGGAAUUUUGAUCCAUAUGUUACUAGGAGACUGGUUGGUGUGUGGGCAAUCGUUAUGUACUUGGGCCAGGCCUCCAAAGACAUCAUCAAGUGGCCACGUCCAUUAUCCCCACCAGUUGUAAAGUUGGAAACAAGAGUUGACGCAGAGUAUGGUAUGCCAUCAACCCAUGCUAUGGCAGCCACUGCUAUUUCCUUUACAUUCCUAAUUGCUACCAUGUACAGAUACAAGUAUUCAUUUGUGUUAGGACUAAUGGCUUCUAUGGUGCUGUCUACUCUGGUCUCACUAAGCAGGCUCUACACAGGAAUGCACACUGUGCUGGAUGUGAUCUGUGGAAUCCUUCUUACUUCAGUACUUAUGGGCCUGACAUACCCUUUCUGGAACAUUCUCGAUAAUUUCCAGUUAAACAGUCCCCUAACUCCAGUCAUUGCAGUGGUUAUGCCUUUUCUCAUGAGUUAUAACUAUCCAGCAUUAGAUCAUUACAGCCCAACUAGGGGAGACACCACCAUAAUCCUAGCUGUGGCAUCAGGGUGCACAGUUGGCUUUUGGUUGAACUACCAAUAUGGUCAAACGUAUGAACCUACAGAAUCUCUCCCAUUUGAAAUACCUUCUAUAACUCUAGAGGUUGUGUUGAUAUCCAUUGCACGCUUUCUCAUUGGAAUUAUCAUUCUUGUUGCCACUCGCUUAAGUCAAACUCUUUCCCUCAAAGUACUGUGUGCCUGGUUUGAUGUUCCAGAAACGAUAUGGAAGCCAGGAAGAGACUGGAGAUUGAAGUGCCCCUAUAAAUUUGCAACAUAUUCAUCCAUUGGCUUCGUUGCAACAGUGAUGGUACCUUUGUUGUAUCAAUUACUCAAACUAUUGUGAGAAUUAAGGGGAUUGAGUGAUUUCUCUGCAAAUUCAUAGAGUCUGAGAUGCAUUCCGUGUGUUGAUGAAGACCUGCUGUAAAGAAAUCUCCUGCAAGUACUACAAGAACUCAAGUUUCUUUUCAAACAUUUUUUGAAGGAUACAACAUCCUUUUUUCAAUUUAGUUGAAUUAUUAGUCUCCAGGACAGCCUGGUCCAGAACAUUGCGUGUGUGAUUGAUAUGAUGAACUAGUCAUUGUCCACAAGAGACCAACAAUUCCACCACCUCUUGCUUUCCUUUUCCUCUUUCAACAGAUACAUUUCAGAUGAGGAACUCACUUCACAGCUAUAAUUUUGCGUUGGGAGAUAAAGAACUUUGAAAUCACUUUUUAUGUCAAUUUAUAAUUGAAAACCAAUGCAUUUUACUACAGUGAUAUUACAUUAGAGGCUACAUUAAAAUACUUAAUUGGCUGUAAAAGUGCCUAGGGAAGUACUUAGGUUUUGAAAGAUGUAUUUUUUUUCAUGACCAACCAAAUGCAUCAAAAAAAAGUCACCAAUUUUUCCCCUCUAAGGAAAUUUUCUGUCAAUUCAUUGAUCCAAAUUUGGUAAGUUUGUUUUUCCACUAGAACACGUACAAGAUAGUAACAUGGCUGUUUAUCUGAUAUUGCAGCUGCUAAUGAAGUUCUUUCAGAGAGCAAACUUUUGUGUAUUAUGGCCACAGCUGGAUCAUGACAAUCUUUCUCAACAAUGAAAUCUUACUAAAUUAUCAGAGGCACAUAAUUCCAUACAUUCCACAGAUUAUUCAUUUUAAGCUUGAAUACUGUGUUUUGCCCUUAUAAUUAACAAUUACAAAAGCAACUGCCUGCAUUCAUAUAUCACCCUUAACUGAAAAAUGGCCCACACUGCUUCAGUCAUAAAGAGAAAAAGAACAUUAUUGAGACGAGGAUGGAGAGACAGUAAGUCAUGCAUUUAUGAGCAAUCAGGUAUAACUAUGCAAAGUUGUAGUAACUAAAUUAUUAAAAUAUUUUGCUCUAGUGAAAGACUCUUAAAAUAAAUCUCUCAAAUAUAUGUCCCUAUUUAAAAAGAAAAUAUUGCAAAAUAAUCUUAAAAUGGAUUGUAUUGAAUGCAUGAUGUUAAUCUACAACUGUUCUUCAAUGUAAUACCUCCUUGAUUAUUUUCAAAAUCAGUUCUGUUCUAUACUAUGGAAAAAAUUGACUUUUUUACUGAAUUUGUUUACAAUUUUUGAAUUGUAUUCAAAUAAUGAUGACAUUUGUAACUUCUAAUCUAUUAAUGGAAUGUACAAAGAUGAUUAAUCUAUACAUAGAAAAAAUUCUGCACUUUUUAAAAAAAAAGUGCAUCUUGUUUAUAACUUAAACUGCACUGAAAACCCAGGCAACCCACUGCAAGACUGAGCCUGAUCGUCUUUUCACAAAUUAAGUUAAUUGUAUUGACAUUGUGCUACAAUGUUAAGUCCUUCUCACUACAUUGAUCAUGUUAUGUUUAACCAUUGGAAGUGGUUAACCUUCCCAGAACAAUUUAAUAAAUUAAGAAAAGAAAAUGUGUGGGCAUAAAAUUAACAUUGUGGGGAAAUUUUUUGUGAAAAGUAAUUAAGCAUGC
Pristis pectinata (smalltooth sawfish) is the source of this 3297-nucleotide messenger RNA. RefSeq names its product sphingosine-1-phosphate phosphatase 2-like. The record is from RefSeq and is a predicted model, not a curated record. Gene Ontology annotation, biological process: phospholipid dephosphorylation; sphingosine metabolic process. NCBI's taxonomy places the organism in Eukaryota, Metazoa, Chordata, Chondrichthyes, Rhinopristiformes, Pristidae. Gene Ontology annotation, cellular component: endoplasmic reticulum membrane. Gene Ontology annotation, molecular function: sphingosine-1-phosphate phosphatase activity.